This is a messenger RNA of Sus scrofa (pig), 2673 nucleotides long. RefSeq names its product chromosome 13 C3orf18 homolog (gene C13H3orf18). NCBI's taxonomy places the organism in Eukaryota, Metazoa, Chordata, Mammalia, Artiodactyla, Suidae. The record is from RefSeq and is a predicted model, not a curated record.
AGCUGGCAGGGAGGAGAGGAGCUGGAACGUCGCAGACCCGCGAGGCUGCUCGCCUCGGCCCCACCCCCGCGGUGGGUCCCAGCCCCGCCUAUCCGGGUCCAGGCUGGCACUCUCGGCUGCUGGCGGUGCGACGUUGCAGUCCCAGCCCAAGGGUCGGACCUGCCGCCCCCUACCCUAGGCUUGGGGAUCCCCUCUCCCCCGCCCCCUCCUGCCGAUCGCCACCACCCCUAGCCUCUCCUGCUGAGCUCGGCGCCCCAGAGAGGAUUAACACCCAGGGAGGGAGGGAGCUCCCUUUACCCAAGGACGUGGCUGCCUGUGUGAAUAGCAGGGGCCACAAGCUGGGACACUCCUGAUGUCAGAAGUGAGUGGGCAGGUCGACUGACCACAGGCAGUCUCUGAGCCAAGGCCCUCUCUCAGCAUCAGCAUGGACUCCAGGAUCUCAUCUGCUAAGGGCUGGUUCAGCAGCCACCCUCCCACUUCUGAGCCUGACCUGGAGCCUGCUACAGAUGGGCCAGCUUCUGAGACCACCACCCUCAGCCCAGAAGCUACCAGCUUUAAUGACACCAGAAUCCCUGACGUGGCUGGUGGCACAGCCGGUGUGGGCACGAUGCUUCUGUCCUUUGGGAUCAUCACAGUGAUUGGCCUGGCUGUGGCCAUGGUUUUAUACAUCAGGAAGAAGAAGAGGCUGGAGAAGCUACGCCACCAGCUUAUGCCUAUGUACAACUUCGACCCCACGGAGGAGCAAGAUGAGCUGGAGCAGGAGCUGCUGGAGCAUGGGCGGGAUGCUGCCUCCAUGCAGGCUGCCGCCGCUGUGCAAGCCAUGCAGGGCAAGACCACUCUCCCUUCUCAGGGCCCGAUGCAGAGGCCCAGCCGGCUGGUGUUCACUGAUGUAGCCAAUGCCAUCCAUGCAUGAGUGGCCUGGGGACAGGCCUGGACCUCUUAUGAAGAUACCUGCCACAGUGCCCACAGAGCUGCCCACUCCAAGAUCAUUAAGACCUACUCUCAGGACCUGCUCUGCCAAGGCCUCAGCUGUUUUGAGGACCCACCUGCCAACUCUCCAGGCCCUAAGAGAGGCCCCUGGCCUAGUUGGGCAUAGGGCCUCUGACAUCCCCCGAUCUGAGGGCCCUGGCGUGGAGAGCAUCCCUCAUGUCAGGAAGAUGGAGAGCCACUGCUAGCUUCCUUGUGCUCUUCCCAGAUCCCUCACAUCAGGGUCUGCUCCUCUGAUGUGGAGGAAGUGGAGGGAGGCGUGGGAUGGGAGGGGAAAGGGGAGGAGGGGGAGUUUACUUCUGUCAGCGAGAGACCUAUCUUUGGAAUCUGGAGCCUCCUCUAGGGUGGGGAGAGGCAACAACCCAGGUCUGGGGGACAGGGUAUGGGGGCACCCUGGGAGAGGCUCGGUGAUAGAGCUGAAACUGCCCAGCUGGCAAGGAUGCCAAAAGGAGGGAUGCUCGUUCCCAAGGUCCAUCCAUAUUAUAGCGAGUCCGUGAGGUCUUCCAGCACCCCCUCCCUGGCAGCUGGCUGUCUGCUGGGCCCAAGCUUUGAUGGGAGCUGAGGGGGAAGGGCGGAGGGGAGCAGGUGUGGAGAAAUGCUGUGCUCAGACCUUCUGGAAGGCCUCAUGCACCUGCGUGAAUGUGCCCACACGCAGAUAUGUGCCUGUCCCAGCACAAGGGGCAGGAUGGAGACUGCUGCAUUGGCUCCACUCUCCAAAUUGACCCCCAUCCCCAGGGGUGUGGAAGAGUGCUGUAUAGACCCUCUUCUCUGCCUUCAUCAUUCAGGGACUGAAGGGAGAAGGAAGCAAAGGCAAGGGUCCCACUGUCCACCACAUCUCUUCACUGAGCUCUAGAAGCCAAGUAUCUUGCUUCUGAAACAGUUCCCUGUCUUGGUACACCACAUCUAUUUUGGGGAUCUGGGGUUGGGGAGAGGUUAUUGGUUGAAGGGCAGUGGUCACAGGGCAGUGGUCAGGGGUUGCAGGCUAGUGGAGGAAGUUCUUACUGCCUGACAAGGGGUAGGGUUAGCUCCUUGGGAAGCAGACCAAACAGACUUAGUCUGGUGUGUUUUUUGUUUGUUUAUUUUUCCGUUUGUUUGUUUGGUUAGUUGGUUUGUUUUGGCUGCACCUGUGGCAUGUGUAAGUUCCUGGGCCAGGGAUCGAGCCUGCAUCACAGCAGCAUCCCCAGGCGCUGCAGAGACAAUGUUGGAUCCUUAACCCCCUGCACCACGAGGGAACUCCAAACCUAGUCUCUUUUGAUCAGACCACCCACCUACCCAUUGUCUACCCACCCCAUGCCCCUCAGGAAUUCUGCCAGUCUGGGAUAUCUGAGCAAGGCACUGGGCCAAGCCAGACCCCCAGAGCUGGGCCUGCAUGCGCACAUGAGUCUGCAUAGGGCACACCCCUGUGACUAGCCUCACCACCCUUGCUGUCCUCUGCUGGUUGGAGGGGACUCAAGGGCGGCAUGUGCAAAACUUCUGUUGGCAAAUACCACGUGUCAGGAUGUGAGGGCCUAGGAGGCCUGUGUGGGGAAGGUUCUGGAUUUAUUCCCUCCUCUAGAUGCUAUAAAUACAUUAGCAUUUGAGCCAACUGGAGGGCUGCGGGUAAUUUAGGAUGCACAGAAGCUGUAAUUUAACUCACAGCAACUCCAUGUGAGAGCAUUAAAGAUGUAAUUAAGAUGUUUACACAAA